Molecule: messenger RNA, 827 nt
Organism: Aricia agestis (brown argus)
Lineage: Eukaryota; Metazoa; Arthropoda; Insecta; Lepidoptera; Lycaenidae
Exons: 6
Coding region: 174-827 (217 amino acids)
Cellular component (GO): nucleus
Molecular function (GO): zinc ion binding
Source: RefSeq, a predicted model, not a curated record
CUAAUGAAACUUGGAAAAAUGAAUGGAUAGAUGUUAUCAGACAUUGUAGAGGAGAAAGUAAUUGGAAACCAACAAAAUCCAGUGUCGUAUGCAGCAUUCAUUUUGAUAGCAAUGAUUUGUACAGUACUGAGACGGGGCGUCUGAGAGUAUCUAAUUUUGCAGUGCCAAAAAAGAUGUCACCAAAUGGAACAGGAUUUGCAAACGAUAAACAGACGACGUCAUCAUCAAGCAUGAUAACGUCCUCGUCACAGGUGCCUAUGCUCACAGAUCAAUUUAAUUUAUCUGAAUAUUGCCGACUUUGUGCCACUUCAGUAUGUGAUGGCACGUUGUUAAACGUUGAGACUGACAACGUUAUGAAAGAAUUAAUCAGGGAUAUGUCAAACAGGCUAAAUAUCAAUAUUGACUUCAGCCAAGAACACCUGCCAACAACCGUUUGCACUGUUUGCAUCAAAUCUUUGUGUGCAUCCUAUGAUUUCGUUGUUGGUAUUGACCUGGCACAGAUAAGUCUAAAUAAAAUGUCGGUGCAGAAACACAAUAAUUAUCAGAAGCAAGUAUAUUUGAAUCACGAUACCAACUUGGAUUUGUCUAAUACAUCUUUACAGCAGACAAGCAACGAAUCAGAAGCAUGUGAUUUAGAUCCUUGGUUGCAAAUAUCAAGCGAAACUACUUUUUCACUACAGCUUUUACCGAAGAUUAAAGAGUCGAAUAUUCCCUUGUUGCUUGAUUCACCCAGAAAACGUAGAUUGAAGGACACCCUUAAUAAAAAAAGACAGAUUAUUGAUCAACAAAAAAAGAAUAUAAAACGGUUGAACCAAAAAGAGCAGUGA